AUGUAGAAAAAUAUUUGUCAUCACCGUUCUCCAAAUAAUAAUAAAUAAUGUUUAAAUUUCAAAGAUAUUACACAACUGUCAAAACUCUUUCUGAAAAUACAAUAUAUGCGUUAUGCUCAGGACAAGGAAAAUGUGGAGUUGCUGUAAUUAGAAUAUCAGGAAAAGAUGCCUCCUUAGCCAUAAAAAAACUAACUAAGUACAACGUGAGUUUACCACCACCACGUUACGCUAAUUUAACGGCAAUUUGUCAUCCUAAAACUAACGAUGUUAUUGAUAAAGGAUUAUUGUUUUGGUUUCCAUCGCCAAAUAGCUUUACUGGUGAAGAUGUUUGUGAAUUUCAAGUGCAUGGUGGAACCGCUAUAGUUUCAAGUAUCUUACAAGCUUUGGAAACUUUACCAAAUUUUCGAUUAGCUCGUCCUGGGGAAUACACGAAACGUGCUUUUUUUAAUAAAAAAAUGGAUCUAGUCGAAGCUGAAGGUUUGGCGGAUUUAAUAAAUGCUGAAACUGAGUUGCAACGAAAGCAAGCUUUCUUACAAAGUCAGGGUGUUUUAAGUAAGGUUUAUAAAAAAUGGAAGGAUGACAUAUUUAAUAGUUUAAUGAAUUUCGAGAGUUUAUUUAAUUUUGAAAAUAUUGAAGAAUACGAAAGUGAAAAAAUAUUAAAUGAAAUUUUUAUUAAAAUUGAGGUGAUCCGAAACGAUGUUGUAAAGCACCUUAAUGAUGGUACUAGAGGGGAAACGUUACGAUCUGGCGUUCAAACGGUUAUUUUAGGUGAACCAAAUGUUGGGAAAAGUAGUUUAUAUAAUUUUUUAUGUAAAAGAAACGCAGCUAUUGUUACUCCUUAUCCAGGAACGACUCGAGAUACACUUGAAAUGAACUUAGAUAUUUUAGGAUAUCCGGUUAUUUUAUUUGAUACAUGUGGAUUACGCUAUGAAGAUGUUGAUCCAAUUGAAGCUGAAGGUGUUAAAAUUGCUUUAAGCGCCAUAGAAAAAGCUCAAUUAUUAAUUUUAAUUGUUGAUGUUGAAAAAUUUACAAUUUGGAAGAAACUGAAUAAUAAUGAAGUACUUUUUGAUUUUAUUAAAGAACACGUUGUUGAUAAUUUAAAGGUUCCUCAUAUCAUUAAUGAAAUGGAUUUGAAAGAAAAAAAAUUAGAGAACUUAUUUAAUAAAAAAUGUAUUAUUUUAUUGAACAAAGUUGAUAAAAUUAAUGAUACAAUUGAAAAUGAGGCGUUAUGUGUUUCCGUCAAAACGCAAAAAGGACUAAAUAAAUUUAUUACUAAAAUGGGGGCACACUUGAAGGACAUUUGUGCUGAACCAACAAAAGAAAAUCCAGCAAUAACAAAACUACGAUACCGUUUGUUAUUAGAAAAAUCAGAAAAACAUUUCAAUUCAUUUUUAGAUACUAUCAAAGAAGCUCGCGAUUCACAGAAAUUAAACGAUUUAGAUUAUGGACUUUUAGGAAAUGAUUUAAGAUACUCUUUGCGAUAUAUCACCGAAAUUAUCGAAGGUCGUAAAGAUAACAGUCCCGUCGUUGAUGUUUUAGAUGAAAUAUUUCAUAAUUUUUGUAUUGGAAAAUAAAAUUAAUUAAUUAUUUUUAAAA
Molecule: messenger RNA, 1596 nt
Organism: Onthophagus taurus
Lineage: Eukaryota; Metazoa; Arthropoda; Insecta; Coleoptera; Scarabaeidae
Product: tRNA modification GTPase GTPBP3, mitochondrial
Biological process (GO): tRNA methylation; tRNA wobble uridine modification
Cellular component (GO): cytoplasm; mitochondrion
Molecular function (GO): GTP binding; GTPase activity; protein binding
Source: RefSeq, a predicted model, not a curated record